Patiria miniata (bat star) is the source of this 3866-nucleotide messenger RNA. RefSeq names its product NCK-interacting protein with SH3 domain-like. Bases 35 to 1336 code for a protein of 433 amino acids. The record is from RefSeq and is a predicted model, not a curated record. The transcript is spliced from 11 exons. Lineage: Eukaryota; Metazoa; Echinodermata; Asteroidea; Valvatida; Asterinidae. Gene Ontology annotation, molecular function: protein binding.
CAUUUAACGGUCUAGUCCAAAACACUUACGAGCCAUGGAGGUUUACGAAGCGAGGUACGACUACAAGAAAGAGCGGGACGAUCUUCUGAGUUUCACGAAAGGCGAGAAAUUUUACAUCACCGACAAAACCAAUGACAAGUGGUGGAAAGCCAAGAAACUAGACGACCAUACGUACGGUUAUGUGCCGUCAACGUAUCUGAAGCUGUCAGCAGAAAGGGUUAUAGGAAGAAUCAUACCAGAGGGGAGGAGAGAUACAGAAGAGCACAAGAUCCAUUUACGGGCGUUAGCCGAGAUCCACAAAAAGGUCAAACCGUUACCAGCGAGAGCUCGUUCAGCAAGCUGCCCAGCGCAUGUGAUUGGCCAAGCCAUUGGGGUGGAGCUAAUUGACUCGAGCGACGAGGAGGAUCAGCCAGGGAAGAGGUUUCCUCCUAAGAAGAUUCAGAUUCCUAAGACGGCACUUCGCUUAGAGGGCCUCGCACGCGACAAACCGCUGCCACUGGCACAGCACAAACGCUCUCACACGCACAGGGGAGGGCUAUCGGUGGCGGACACGCCCUCCCCUACGUCACCGCCCCCGUUGCCCACCCCGCCCAUGUCACCCAAUCAGGCCCCGCCUUACAAGAAGCACAGUUGGCCCCAGGGGCCCCACGCCGGUGAGCCACUCACCACAGCGACCCAUCACCAACACCACCUUCACCCGUAUUACAGCGUCCGCCUCCCAUCAAUAACAGGCGUCCGCCUCCCGAUAGAGAGUAAGCAAGAUGAGGAGGAUGAGCUACCUGAUUAUCUCAAGACUCUGCCACCCCCUCCAAUGGUCAAUCCACCCCCUCCUGACUAUGACUUGGAAGACGGCGCCUCAGACAGGAACGACAUGCCCUUCCAUCACAAGCUGAAUUCAUCGGGGAGAUAUCCCUCAUCGUCCUCGGAGGAAGCCAACGACCUCUCUCCAACCUACCAGGGCGUGGACGAAUCCUUACUCAUCAAGCCUAAGCCUCUCCCCAACCCGGUCAAGGAAUCCAGAGAACAUCGGGAAAUGCAUCGAGAGCUCAGAGCAAGCUAUAAAACCGGUGGCCCUCUGCCUCAGAGAGCGGAGCUUGAUGUAGUCAAUCGGGAGAGGUCAUUGAGACAGAGGAGAGAAAAGAUGGAUGCAGAGACCAAAUCCAGACGGACUAGCAUGGAGAUCAAGCUGCAGGAAAGGAAAGACAAAGAACGAAUGGAAGAGGAAAAAGAACAGCGACUUGCUAAGAUGAGGGAGCAAGAAGCAAUAGAAGAAGAGCGAAAACCGGAAUUCAUGAAAGUCAAUCUUAAGAAGACCAACUCCCUUCCAACCACAUAAUACCGGCUGAAUCCUCAUCCCAAGACAACACUGGACAAGAAACCAGAAAUCAUGGAAGUCCAUACCAAGCAGACCAACCCCCUUCCAAAGACAUAAUACCGGCUGAAUCCUCACCCGAAGACAACGCCAGAGAAGAAACCAGAAUUCAUAAAAGUCAAUCUCAUGCAGACCAACCCCCUCCCAAAGACAUAAUACCGGCUGAAUCCUCAUCCCAAGACAACGCUGGAGAAGGACCAGAAUUCAUGGAAGUCCAUCUCAAGCAGACCAACCCCCUCCCAAGACAUUCUAUGUAAUACCUGCUGAAUCCUUACACCAAGACAACGACUCUGACAGUGUGUGUGUGUUAAUCAGCCAAUUUUGUCAAACUUCUACGCACAGUAAAUAGUUGCUUUACAGCAAAGACAGGUCACCAGCCAAAAGUCAUGCAGUUUAUAUUGCUUGUGGCUGGUUUACAUCUGCUAUGCGCUUAGCACAUACAGUUGAAAAGCACUGUCUGCUGUGCAGCUCAAAAUCGGGCCCUGAUUUGUCCCAGUCGUGGUCGCCUCUACCAGUCAACCUAUCCAGGAAAUGCAAAGCAUUGUGGGUAGUGCCCUACUACAGUUAGUGCACCUUCAUUUUGCGUUUUUCCCAUUUUUCAUGGAGAUAAGCAGAAAAGAUUACUUCGCCAGUAAAGAUGCUAAGCAGGAAAACAAUAGGCACUAUUCAGUUACAUCAUAAAAUUUUUUUGGCUGUUAAACGUUUUUUGCUGUUAAGCACGUUUUUUUUCUAUGCGCAGAAAAUGUCUGUGUUUUUCGAAAUUGGACCGAGGUACACGAUUUAUAACAUUUUUCCAUCAAAAGCUGGAAGAGUUAAGUCAUCACCAACACCCUUGAUAGGGUAGUGGGUAUGCACGACCUAACGUUUAGAAUUUCUUCAUAUUUUUUUAUACCGCAUUACCUUGAAAGUUGUCAUCUUUUUAUGGGUUAACCCCCUGUAACAUUUCAACCUCGUGUGUCUCGUUUUUAAAACAGACACAGUUCUUUUGUAAACGUUUUACUAUACAGUUUCCGAUUGCCUUCCUUUUUAAUACGGUGGUAAGUUAAAUAUAUGUACAUUCUUGAAGCUUCAGUGGGGCAUUAUUUUCAGUUACAAAUUAACUUCAUGCAUGUCGUUGUCCUUCCAGGAGAGUCCAAGGGACCUCAUUUUAAAUAAAGCAGGGGUGUGAAAUCUCAGCUUUAAAGCUGAUUUCAGCUUUUUGUUUGUUUUGGAUUUCAGCUUUUUGUGGUCACUCAUACCCCUGUGGAGGUGCUUAGCGUACAAUUUUGCUCAGCACAGAACAAUUUAGUUGGCAAGGUCGGUUUACCAGUUAACAUUUUGUGUGAUGUAUAUUGCUGAGUGGCUGGUUCCCGGCUAGAGUUUGCUAAGCAUUAAAAUAUGCUGUUAUAACACCUCUUCCACAGAUUCUGUAUCUUGAUUGGCCGAGAGUGCGUCACAUGGCAUUGGCUAUUUUUACUAUUAUGCUAUGAAUGGCAAACAGGACUGUGUGCAUGCAUCUAUGGAUGUAUAUGGGUGUUCGCAUUGCGCGUAAUUGUUCUACAGGUUACAGCGUUGAAACUUUUCAUGCGAAGGGGUACUUUGCAAAAGUGCGAGUGAAUCUCAACUACUUCCAUAUUGGAAAAGAGCAAUGUUGUAUUUGGAUUUGGUUGAAUAAAUUAAAUAAACAGGUUUUCUCUCCAAGUCAAUUAGAAUCUGUGGCUGAGGCAUUACUAAACAAAUAUUGACUGCUUUAACUUGUGGUGUAGUAAAAAUAGCCUCCCUCUGUGAUCCAUGGACUGUUCCAUUUCCGUUGGCGAAUAAAUAAUGCUCCAUGGAUCUCCUUGAUUGGUUGAAUUCAAAGACUUGAUGAAGUACGUAUGUUGAACUUUGUGUCGAAUCAGUGUUAAUAAUCUAUGUUGUUAAUGUGAGUGUCCAUGUGAAAGUACCAAAUGACAAAAUAGCGCCGUAAAUUUUAAUGUCAGAGAUCCUGUACUAUUUCCAGUACUAGUCAUUUAUUUGUACAAUUGAGUUCCCCUACAUGUCUUCCCGUUAAACCAAGUUAAGAGGUUGGCAUUUCUCCUAUAAGAAAUGCUCAUCUUUAAUAAGAAAUCGUUGAAAUAGCUGAUGAAAUGAUAUUCAUUUGGAUGGCAAUUAGAUUGUUCUAUCCAAUCUUUGUAACAGUUGAUGUAUUUAGCCUAUUAAAAUAUGGAUUAAAAGUGAGAGAUGAGUUUUUAUAAUGAUCGAAUACUAAUAUUGAUCGAAUGUAACAAUUUGUAUCUUAAGUGGGCUGUAUCCAAAAACAUUAUUUCAGUAUUUAGUCAAUGUGUAAAAAAACAUUCAAGUUUUUUUUAUAUUUUGAGUAUAGCACCACUUGUAUUUAAAAUGCCUUGCUGUAUGUGCCUUGAUUAACGUUCAUGUAUGCACAAGUAGAUAUCUUUUUGUUGGUGAAUUUUGUACCAGAAAUGUUGAGAUUGCUAAAUUUGUGGCCCAAAGUAAAGUCAAAGAGUUUAAUACA